Molecule: messenger RNA, 2749 nt
Organism: Helicoverpa zea (corn earworm)
Lineage: Eukaryota; Metazoa; Arthropoda; Insecta; Lepidoptera; Noctuidae
Gene: Cht11
Product: chitinase-3-like protein 2
Exons: 2
Coding region: 240-1664 (474 amino acids)
Biological process (GO): carbohydrate metabolic process; chitin catabolic process
Cellular component (GO): extracellular region
Molecular function (GO): chitin binding; chitinase activity
Source: RefSeq, a predicted model, not a curated record
AUUUACAACUGACGUAAGGUUUCUUGUUUUGUUUGUUCUUCGUCAUGAAAGUCAGAAUUGUUUAAGUUUAGUUUAUGAGAUAUGAGGUUUGAUUGUUGUCAAAGAGUGGAAUUUGAUUAAUCUUAUUUACUUUUAUAACAAACCAAUGUUUCAGAAGUGUAUAUAGUCCCACCAAAAAUAAAUUGUAUCUUUACUCGACCGCUCAUAUCGACGCUAACUAUCAGAUACCUACUUGUACAAUGGCGAAUAACGCCUUAAAGACAGAAAGAAAAUAUAAAAGACCACCAGCUGACAAAAUUAUAUUGAUAAAUAAAUAUGGUUGGAACAAAGAGCCUACUUCAAAGUGCAGUGAGAGGGCGUUGGCAGUGGCAAGUUGUUUGGUGAUUGUGUUAUGCUCUGCCGCAGCAUGUGUUGCUGUUUACCAUUCCUGGCACAGAGAAGACAAUGCGCUUCAGGACUUGCAAGUUAUAAAGGACAUUGUUGUUGAACACUUGCUAAGGUAUAAUGUAUCCCGAGUGGCACCAUCUAAAGUAAUAUCCUGUUACUACAACUUCCCCAGUGAGAGUGGCACCGGUCAGCUGAUGCCGGCUGAUAUUCAUCCCUACCUAUGUACUCAUAUCAACAUUGCUUUUGCUCGAGUGGUUAAUAAUGAGAUCUCAUUAGAAAAGUAUCAGUAUAAUACAUUACUUGAUAUUGUGAAACUCAAGCAUGACAAUCCUGGCCUUAAAAUUCUCUUGUCAGUGGGAGGUGCCAAAAAUGAUAAUGGCUUUCCAGAUAUGGUGUCAAACCAUCAAUCUAGAAAAACUUUUAUUAAGUCCAUUAAGUAUUUGCUGAGAAAUUAUAGCUUAGAUGGGAUCGACCUUGACUGGGAAUUUCCAGCAUUACAUAGUUCACAAGUGGGUGGUCGUGAAAGGCAACAUUUCUCACAACUACUUCGAGAGAUCCGUAUGGAAUAUAUUAGAGAAAAAAAGAACUAUGUUCUAACUGUAGCUGCUGCUGCUUCACAGACUAUAGUUGAUGUUUCCUAUGAUGUCGACCAGUUGAAUCAAUAUGUUGAUUUUGUAAAUAUCAUGACAUAUGAUUUUCAUUACUUUACCAAGUUUACUCCUUUCACUGGUUUCAACUCUCCACUGUAUCGGCGAAGCACUGAACAGCUGUACUUGGCUACACUGAACAUUAACUACACAGUUCAAAUGUACCGUGACAAAGGGCUUGAUCGCACUAAAAUUGUGGUUGGCAUUCCUACUUACGGCCAUACAUUCUCCUUAGUCAAUGCUAACAAUCAUCAAGUGAGUAGUCCAGCAUCUGGGUUUGGAUCUCUCGGCUCUUCAGGAUUUAUCAACUAUCCUGAUGUGUGUACAUUUGUGUCAAAUGCUAGCAAUGUCACCAUUGUGCAAGAUAAUGAAGCCAAAGUUCCAUAUUUAUAUAGGGAACAGGAAUGGGUGUCUUAUGAAGGCCCUCAAAGUGUUAUGGAGAAAGCUAAAUUUAUCAUAGAAAACGAUUUAGGGGGAGCAAUGAUAUAUUCCCUGAACGCCGACGACUUCGAGGGUGUCUGUCACGGUGAGAUGGCAAGCCCGAGCGCCAGCGGCUUCCCACUCUCUUUAACCGUCAGCAAUACAUUAAAAAAUUCUGUUAGUGCCUCUAUUGGAGAUGGACCAUAUUAGUCAUAAUGUGAAUGUUAUAGUUAGAUAAUUCAAAACAAGAUGAUUUAAACAUUCGUUCUAAUAAGCAUUUACUUUAGAAAGUUACCUGUUUUUUCCGUGUCACGUAAGUUAUUUUAUACAUGGUGCAGGUUUUCAUAAUUAGUGUGAAGGAGAGUAGGCGACACUAUCGACUAGCGAGCCGGCGGCGGCGCGCGGGCGCCCACGCGAGCGAGCGAGGCCGCUGGGCGCUCGGCGUCGGCGUCGGCGUCGGCUCGGACCGCUCGCACCGCUCGCGCCGCUCGGCCGGCGGCGCGCCAAGCACUGCUGCGCGCCCGCACAGAACCGCAUACAUUAUACUUCUAAUUAACUUUUACAGUUUAAAAAAAUGGACUGUUGCCUUACCUUACUGUUUGAUUAACAACAAGCUUUCCACUCCACUGACUGCGCUUACGACUCUCCGGUACGCUUGCGUGUCACGCAGGCCUGUACGACUCACUAUUCUAGUAAGAACUUACAUACCUACUUACCCACCGAAAUAUCCAAACAAAAUAUUAACUGUGCAAUAUGUAGGUAGACCUCACAGGAAUCGGGUGCCCAUGUAGAUACAUAAUUAUUUUAAAUCAAUUAUCUAAAUAAAAUAACAUAUCCUACGUAUAAGUACCUACCUAAUUAAUCUGUACUUCUGUACUAAUAUUAUAAAGAGGAAAACUUUGUUUGUUUGGCUGUAAUGGAUAAACUCAAAAACUACUGGACCGAUUUAAAAUAUUCUUUCACCAUUAGAAAGCUAUAUUAUCUGCGAGUAACAUAGGCUAUAUUUUAUCCUGGUGCGGGCAGUAGCUCCCACGGGACGCGGGUGAAACCGCGGGAAAACGGCUAGUUAUUAGUAUUGUUAUUGCUAAGGAUUUCUAUGUCAUAUUUAUGAAAAGGCUGUUUACCUACUGUGAUACAGACAAUAAGACUUCGAGAGACCCAAAUAUAGCAAUAACGUACAUUGUAUCUACUUAUUAUGUAAGUGCUAAAAUAAAAAUUGUGUCAUCAUUAUGAAUGUACAUAUUAUAUGAUAUUAAUAUAUGGUGUAAAAAUAAAGAUAAACAGCACUAAACUAA